CUCUGCUCCAUCUGCAGCAUCGUACAAAAAGUAGUCCAGCGGCUCCUAGCGGGAUGGGAUAUAAGUAGAAGAGAAUCCCGCUGUCUGGCAGUGAAGUUCCCUCCACCGACUCAGCACAAUGAACUCCAAGAUUUUCUUCCUGGUGUGCAUGGCGGCCGUGACUGCCGCAGACAAGCGGCCCUCUUUCUCCUACGGUGCUCCGCAGUUCUCAUCCGAGGAAACUGGCCCCGCUCAGUACAACUUCAACUGGGUAGUCAACGAUGCUCCUUCAGCUAACGACUUCGGUCAUCAGGAGACCCGCGACAACGACAACACUCAAGGGUCGUACUCCGUACAGCUUCCCGAUGGUCGUCUCCAGACCGUGACUUACUACGUCAACGGCGACUCUGGCUACAUCGCUGAUGUCCAGUACAAGGGCGAGGCUCGCUACCCCGACUCUGAUGAGGUCAGGUCUUAUGCCCCUCCAAGACCCCAGUACGGAUAAGACCAUCGUUCGGAUAAGAAUAGUAUGAAUAAGACCCAGGGGAUUGACUGGAGAGUAUGUACUAGAUGAGCAUUUUAUUUUAUAUUUAUUUUUCUUAUUAAUUAAAGCAAAUAUAUGAA
This is a messenger RNA of Procambarus clarkii (red swamp crayfish), 603 nucleotides long. The record is from RefSeq and is a predicted model, not a curated record. Lineage: Eukaryota; Metazoa; Arthropoda; Malacostraca; Decapoda; Cambaridae.